AGCAGCACAGUCACGCCCAAAAGGUUUAGCCAGAUUGAUGCGUUCGUAUUUUGCACUGGGUGUAUGUGACCAAUAUAUCUGAUGCGUCUCGCAAUCUAACCUGCAGGUCCCACUUUUGAUAGGCAUAGUUCAAACUUUUGGUGUUGUUAUCAAUUGAAGGAUAAUCAGCUUGUGAACCAUCACCUUGUUCACUGCCUUCUUCCACUCUUAUACAUGGCUGUUUCUGCACUCAUUGAUUUCGUUACUAGUACUGUGGCAUCCCACUUAUGGAACCCUGUGAUUACACGUAUGAGAUACAUAAUACACAAGGAGGAAAAUAUUGGCAAGCUGGACAGAACUAUAAGGAAUCUAGAAGCCAGGAAGCAGGAAAUCCAAAUCCGUCUUAUGAACUCCGAAAGGAAGCAAGAAACAUGUAACCCUGAAGUUGCAGAAUGGCUAGAGAAAGUGGCAGAAAUAGAAAGUGAAGUGAAUGAGAUGAAACAUGGGCAGAGGAAGAGAAGGGCCCAGUCUUUCAGCUAUUGGUCAAAUUACGAAACUGGUAUGCAGGCUGCCAAGAAACUCAAGGAAGCUGAGAUGUUGCAUGAGAAGGGAUCCUUCAAACAGGUGUCAAUUGAGGUUCCACCAUGUUCCGUGCAAGAAAUGCCCACUGUACCUUCAACACAAGGAGCAGACUGUAACUUAAGCAGAGUCCUCCAGUACCUCAAAGAUGACAGAGUUGGAAUUGUAGGGGUAUGGGGAAUGGGAGGAGUUGGUAAGACCACUCUGCUCAGGAAAAUCAACAAUCACUUGUUGGGUGUGAUCGAAGAAGACUAUGGAUACGACCUUGUUAUAUAUGUUGUGGUGUCUAAGGCGUGUGGAAUAGGGCAGCUCCAAGCAGACAUCUCUGAAAAGAUUGGUCUCUUCCUGAAACCAGGCUCCAGCAUUGAAACACGGGCUUCAGUCAUGUUAAGUUUCAUAAGGCAGAAGAAGUUCUUGCUCCUGCUAGAUGAUUUAUGGAAUUAUUUGGAUCUAGCAGAAGCUGGUAUUCCAUAUCCUAGUGGCCUGAAUAAACAGAAGGUAGUUCUGGCAACACGGUAUGAGAGUGUUUGUGCAAAUAUGGAUGCUCACAACAGGGUUUUCCUGGAAUGCUUGGACCAAGAAAAAGCUUGGAAAUUGUUCAAAGAAAAAGCAACAGAAGAAACCAUUAAUUCAGAUCCUAGGAUCGAAAAGUUAGCACAUGUAGUUGCAGAAGAAUGUGGGGGCUUGCCCCUUGCUCUCAUAACUAUCGGCCGUGCAAUGUCUUCAAAGAAGUCUUAUCAUGAAUGGGCACUUGCUUUAUCAUUUCUGAAGAAGUCUCGCAUUCAUGAGAUCCCAAAUAUGGGGAAUGUUAGCCACCUAUACAAUAGGUUAAAGAUAAGUUAUGAUUAGCUGCAGGAUAAACAGAUCAAAGAAUGCUUCUUAUGUUGUUCUUUGUGGCCUGAAGAUUACUCAAUUUGGAAAGUUGAACUCAUAGACUGUUGGAUGGGGAUGGGUUUGAUAGAGUAUGAUACCAUGGAGGAAGGAUACAACAAGGGUUACUCCAUUAUUGAGUACUUGAAGGAUGUGUGCUUGCUGGAAACCGGCUACUUGGAUGAUAGUGAGGUGAGAGUACAUGACAUUAUCCGGGACAUGUCACUGUGGAUAUCUUCUGAUUGCAGUGAAGAGCACAUGAAAUGGUUUGUUCAAGCCGGGGUAGGACUUUAUAACAUUUCUAAUAGGGACAUCGAAACAUUUAGGUCAGGUAGAAAGAUAUCUCUAAUGUGCAAUUACAUCCCCGAACUUCCUCGGGCCUUGAACUGUCCAAACCUCUAGUUUCUGUCACUACAACAGAAUUUUCGGCUCAAGGUCAUACCACGUUCUUUUUUAGAGAGCAUAUCAUCUGUGACCUACUUGGAUUUGUCCUGGGUUCCCAUCAAGGAACUUCCAGAAGAAAUUGGCAUGCUGGUUGAACUCCAGUAUCUCACACUGAAGCAAACACACAUUAGAUUAUUGCCUAUAGCUAUUGGGCUAUUAAGAAAGUUGAAGUUCUUGGACAUGAGCUAUAUGGAUUUCUUGGAGAAGAUACCCUUUAGUGUUUUUACAAAUUUGUCAAUGCUAGAAGUUUUAAACCUAUAUGGUAGCAGGUAUGCCGGCCGCGAAGCAGAUUUUGAUUCAGCAAACCACAUGGAUUAUGAUGAGUUUAGAGUCGAAGAAUUAUCUUGCUUAAGUCUAGGAAUAACGGCAAAGAAAGUGAGUACUCUGCAGAGACUUUUUGACGUACCUGGAGUCCACUUGAGAUGCCUUGGUUUAUAUGAAUUGAAUGGAGAGAGAUCUCUUACUGUCACUUUAACGGAAAGUAUCUUUGUUCUGAAUGUAAUGGGCUGUUCUGAUUUAGAGGACUUCUGCAUUAUGAAAAAGACAAAAUGUUAUGGAGACCAUCUUUCGAGGCUGGAGUUCCUGACCUUUUGGGAUCUUCCUCGACUUGAGAAGAAUAGUAUGGACCAUCUUCAAAACCUUCGUGUCCUUACAGUGGGGAGAACCUAUCAAUUGGUAGACCUGUCCUGCAUUUUAAAUUUACCAUAUCUGGAGCAUUUGAAUGUGUCUUGCUGUGAUAAAAUGAAGCAGUUACUUGAUAUACAGAAUGCUAUUGUCACGGAAGGAACAUAUGAAACUCCGAUUCAGGCAUUUCGGCAACUGAGAAUUUUGCAAUUGAAUUCGUUGCAAAGCUUGAAUAGCUUAUGUAAUUCUGAAUUGGAUUUUCCUUCUUUGGAAUAUAUUGAUGUGUUUGCUUGCCCGAAGAUUAAGAAACUACCUUUGGGGAAAAUUGGUAAACUGAAGAGGAUAAGAGGGGAGCAAACAUGAUGGGAUAAUCUCGAGUGGGACGAUGAAAGCAGUUCCUUGUCAUUGUUGGCGUCUUUUAAGUCAUCAGGAAUUUGCUCGGCAUCCUUUAGGCCAGAGCUAGAUACCACUGUGAUAUCCUCCUCGCCGAAAGCUUUCUUCACGAAGAGGCAGCCCAUAUUGAAUUCAUCAGUACGAUUCACAUCCUAUCCACAAUCAAUAUUUGAAACAGAGGAAUUCGGUGGGCAUAUGAUGAUGGAAUAGUUUCACUAGUAUCAUUUACCAGUUCUCCUGAACAUCUCGCUGAGUUUCAUUAGCUGCUCAAGAUGGCAAGCUCUGUUUGACUGAAUCCAUCCAUCGUGAAUUUGUGAUUUUCCAUGGCCUCCUGGCCGAACCGAACAGGAGGAAGUUGGAUUGGACGGCCACCGCCAGAACCUGAGAAAGCGUAGAAGGAACGAAAGAUCCGCAACCGUUAGCCCGACUUGAAAUCGAUCAACGGACUGCUUGCCAUGCAUCAGGCACAAGAACAAGAUGAUGCUGGUGCCACCGGACUGGCUGUCUGACUCUGAAGAAACUGAAAAUGAUUGUGCGCCGGCGGAGAUGGGAACCUGAAGGGUGUCAUCGACUCAGGCUGAUUCACCCACCACUUCGGGGAAGCUGGCGGCGUCGUGCAGGCCCAGUCUGGCAGUGUGCUGUGCAGCUGCCGAUCCAGUAUAUGUUGUAACCGGACCAUUUUUACCGCUUGAUCAUCCAUCCAUGUCGUUGUUCAUCCUAGGACCCCAGCUUGCAUGCUGAAUUGUUUGCAUAUUACUAGUACUUAAUUACUCCCACUAUGCAGUAAGGGGUCAUUCCAUUCUGAUCACACAUGCCAUAGGAUCGGGCAGUUUUUCGGACUUUCUCUUGGUGCCGGUUCCAUAGGACCAAGGAAUAUAUUUUUUUCCCCUGUAAAAGAACAGCGACUGAAGUCUUGUUAAGCAGCAUCUUAAGCUCCCUGGACUUCUCCACAACCUUGAUGGAGCCGUGGUUUGUGCUGGAUUUCAAUAAAUCAUAUGCUUUACUUUCACCAUCUGACGAUUGAUGGUGAACACGGUCAAACGAUAACAAAACAGUUUUACUUUUAUUGUCUGUCGUGCUGUCAGCGAUGGAUUGGGUAUGCAUUGUGUGCUGGCUGUUCACCUUGCUUAAGCUGCGCACAAACAAGUCAGAGAAAUUCAACUGGCA
Messenger RNA from Triticum aestivum (bread wheat), 4056 nucleotides. Its product is annotated as disease resistance protein UNI. Bases 214 to 1407 code for a protein of 397 amino acids. The record is from RefSeq and is a predicted model, not a curated record. NCBI's taxonomy places the organism in Eukaryota, Viridiplantae, Streptophyta, Magnoliopsida, Poales, Poaceae. The transcript is spliced from 2 exons. Gene Ontology annotation, molecular function: ATP hydrolysis activity; ADP binding.